AUGAAGUACUCCGCUGUUCUCCUGGCUCUCGCCUCUUUCGGCGCGGCUCAAGACUUGACCGUCCCCGUUGUCUCUGCCACUGAGACUGGUGCCAUAGCCAGCGGCGUUUCCUCUAUUGAGAGCGAGGCUUCCAACAUCGCCUCCCAGGCAUCGAGCCUCGUCUCCUCCAUCGAGGGCGCCGCCAGCUCCAACAUCGCUUCCAUCACCUCUAAUAUUGGCUCCGGCAUUGCCUCCCUGUCCUCCGACCUGGCCACGGCCACCGGCUCUGCUGCUUCCGCCUCCAUCUCUUCCAAGAUCGCCAGCCUGAGCAGCGCCGGCGCCUCCAAGGUCAGCUCGGUGCAGAGCGCCGCCAGCUCCGCCCAGACCAGCGCCACAGACAAUGCUGGCCCGCUCCAGACUGCCGCCAUCGGCAUGGGUGCGCUGCUCGGCGGCGCCGCUCUGAUGGCCAACCUGUAA
Molecule: messenger RNA, 456 nt
Organism: Phaeoacremonium minimum UCRPA7
Lineage: Eukaryota; Fungi; Ascomycota; Sordariomycetes; Togniniales; Togniniaceae
Exons: 2
Coding region: 1-456 (151 amino acids)
Source: RefSeq, a predicted model, not a curated record